This is a messenger RNA of Colletotrichum fioriniae, 1074 nucleotides long. RefSeq lists its product as uncharacterized. NCBI's taxonomy places the organism in Eukaryota, Fungi, Ascomycota, Sordariomycetes, Glomerellales, Glomerellaceae. The record is from RefSeq and is a predicted model, not a curated record. Gene Ontology annotation, molecular function: 2-oxoglutarate-dependent dioxygenase activity.
AUGACUACCACAGUGACUGAGACCGCCCCAGAGAGCUACAAGCUCGAGCUCAUGUCCGCCUACGGCCCCGUCUACCGCGACGUCCUCAAGACCCCGCCCCGGGACUGCAACGCCUCCGAGGUCCCCGUCAUCGACCUCUUCACCAUCCGCGGCACCGAGGCCGAGCGCAAAGCCCUCGCCGCCACCAUCCGCGACGCGGCCGAGAACACGGGCUUCUUCUACAUCAAGAACCACGGCAUCCCCAUAGCCACCAUUGACGCGGCCUUCUCGCAGGCGCAGGCCUUUUUCUCGCAGUCGAAUGAGAAGAAGGCGCUGGCGACGCAAAAGAAGAGCAAAUUCUUCAACGGGUGGACUGAGAAGCGCGCUGCGCAGAUCUCGCCGACGGAGACGAAGGAUCACCGUGAGGGGUUCAGUUUUCGGUAUGAUCCGCGGUAUGAUCCCGAGACCAAGGACCCGGACGCCGUGCCGGAGGAGGUGAAGCCGUGGAUGAAGCAUGAGGACUUUGUGUGGGAGGGGACGAGCCACUUGCCUGGGUUCAAGGAUGACAUGAUUACGUACUGGCAGGGUUGUUUGACGCUUGCGAGGAGCUUGAUCCGGGCUUUCGCGUUGGCGUUGGAUGUUCCUGAGAACUAUUUUGAUGAUGUUAUUACAUAUCCUGGAAGUGAUAGCGUCUGUAACUACUACCCAAAGAACACGGAAGCACAAGACGCGACUAUCGACGUCGGCCUGGGCGCUCAUACUGAUCUGCAAUGUUUCACCCUCCUCUGGCAAGACAGCGUCGGCGGGUUGCAGGUGCUUACAAAAGACGGGCAGUGGAUCAAGGUGCCGCCCGUCCCCGACACCUUUGUCAUCAACAUUGGCGACUUUUUGCAGCGUCUGUCCAAUGACCGGUUCAAGUCGACUGUUCACCGGGUCUUUAAUUACGCUCCCGAGGACCGGUAUUCUAUGCCCUUCUUCUUUGGGUUCAACCACAAUGAGCAGUGUUCUGUGCUUCCUACUUGCACGGAUGAGAAGAAUCCACCCAAGUAUGAGCCGAUCAGCUGUGGCGAGGUACGUCACAGAGCCCCUUUCUAA